AUGCAGUGUAAGAAGAUGUAUCAGCGGUAAGACUAAGAAGGUUUCUCUCUCUGUGAUCUCCCUCUUCAGUACCUGAGGAUCUCUCUCUGGAAGAGAGGGAUGAGCUGUCAAACAUCCGGCGGAGGAAGAGAGAGCUGCUGGAUGAUAUUGAGGUGGGUAGCCUUGAAGUUGCUGUGGCUCGGCUUAGUAGCUGGCAAAGCUUUGAGGAAGAGUAUUGUGUUUUUCUGACGUUCUCAUGUAGCUUGUAUCAUUUUCUCCGAAUGAUUAUUCCAUGUCUCUGUUCAUAAGGUUCAUGGUCUAGUACAGUACUGCCUUCACUCUUGAAUAAUCUUCUCUGAAUGAAGCCUAUUCCAAGAUACCAAUUAUAUUUCCUUUUCUUCCUCACUCAGCGCUUGAAGUUUGAGAUAGCUGAAGUCAUGACUGAGAUCGAGCAACUAACGUGUGUAGGAGAGAGGUGAGUGAACAGCCCGUGGUCUCAUUCACUGGUGCUCGCAUUUGAUUUUCACUGUUCUAACUAGAAGACUGAACAAUUGUGUGCAGUGCUUUCAAUCAGGUGAUCUGUGCCUAUGCAGUGAUUUCAAUCAGUCUUAGCUGGUGUACCAUAUCUAAUUUCCAUACCCAAAUGUGACCAAACUAUUUUAUAAUCUCGUCUAUAUGCCUGCUCAGUUUCCCGUCAUUAGUUGAUUUAAAUAUGGCUCAACGUAAACAGCACUAAUGGGUCGGUCUGAACAGCUGAACGUUAAAAAGGUACCUUUUUACAUGGAAAUAAAUGUUUUUUGAAGUUGGUUGGUUGUAUUUAAGGUUAUCAUGGUUUUUCUUCGAUGUCAUGUCUCACAGCAAAACGACACAGAGGAACAAACAGAUCGCCAUGGGGAGGAAGAAAUUCAACAUGGAUCCUAAGAAGGUAUUUUCAGGUUUAAAUGUUUAUGACCAGAGCCUCAGGGUUCAGCGAUGGCCACAUCUUCAGUCUUUUAUUUCCGCCCUGGAAUAGCUUUUGGCGGUGUUGUGUCCAGUAAUGGACCCCUGUGACAGAAGAAGCUAUGUUUACGUUUAUAUGUAUGACCCAGGCUUCAUUGAUGGCCUCAAGUCUUUUAUUUCAGUCCUGGAAUGGCUUUUCUGGGUGUUGUGUCCAGUAAUGGACCGCUGUCAUAUACUACUGCUCUGCUAGAAUCAUUCACCCAUGAUUGAGAUAAACAGCCCACUGUCUGUCGCCCAUCUUGUAUUCCAGGGGAUCCAGUUUCUCCUGGAGAACGACCUUCUGCAGCACACCCCAGAAGACGUCUCUCAGUUCCUCUACAAGGGUGAGGGCCUGAACAAGACUGUCAUCGGAGACUACUUAGGGGAGCGGUAAGCCAUCCCAUCUAUCUGCCUAGUAGGGAAACUGUUUUCCCUCCCUGCCGCGCUGCAGAUUUAUGUCCACCACUUGAUUAGUCCGUUCGUUCCCCGAAUCUGAGGCCAUCUCCGCGGGUUAUUAUGGUUUGGAUUUAUUGAUGAAAGUGGCCACCUGGUUCCCUCGAAAUACAAAUCACCUUGCCAAUGAGUCGUCGUGGGUGUCUCGUCUCCCCUCUCUAUGCCACCCCACUGUGGACACCGGACUAGCCAUAAAAAAGACUUCAUUCGCCGCAACUCAGCCCAGAAACACACUGUCAGGUAACAGAGGUAAGGGGUCUGCUUGGGACUAGAGAUACGGCAUCUUAUAUGACUUACGUGCAACACUGUUGGCAGCUUCAGAUGAUACACUACAUGACCAAAAGUAUGUGGACACCUGCUCGUCGAACAUCUCAUUCCAAAAUCAUGGCCAUUAAUAUGGAGUUGGUCCCCCCUUUGCUACUAUAACAGCCUCCACUCUUCUGGGAAGGCUUUCCACUAGAUGUUGGAACAUUGCAGCGACUUGCUUCUAUUCAGCCACGAGCAUUAGUGAGGUCAGGCACUGAUGUUGGGCGAUUAGGCCUGACUCACAGUCGGCUUUCCAAUUCAUCCUAAAGGUGUUCAAUAGGGUUGAGGUCUCUGUGCAGGCCAGUCAAGUUCUUCCACACGGAUCUCGACAAACCAUUUUUGUUGAACUGCCAGAUCGGGAAGCAUGUUUCAUCACUCCAGAGAACGCGUUUCCACUGCUUCAGAGUCCAAUGGCGGCGAGCUUUACACCACUCCAGCUGACACUUGGCAUUGCGCAUGGUGAUCUUAGGCUUGUGUGCGGCUGCUCGGCAAUGGAAAGCCAUUUCAUGAAGCUCCCGACGAACAGUUCUUGUGCUGACGUUGCUUCCAGAGGCAGUUUGGAACUCGAUAGUGAGUGUUGCAACUGAGGACAGACAAUUUUUAUGCGCUUCAGCACUCGGCGGUCCCGUUCUGUGAGCUUGUGUGGCCUACCACUUUGUGGCUGAGCAGUUGUUGCUCCUAGACGUUUCCACUUCACAGUACUUACAGUUGACCGGGGCAGCUCUAGCAUGGCAGAAAUUUGACAAACUGACUUGUUGGAAAGGUGGCAUGUUGAAAGUCACUGAGCUCUUUAGUAUGGCCAUUCUACUGACAAUGUUUGUCUAUGGAGAUUGCAUGGCUGUGUGCUCAAUUUUAUACACCUGUCAACAACGGGUGUGGCUGAAAUAGCCAAAUCCACUAAUUUGAAGGGGUGUCCACAUACUUUUGUAUAUAUAGUGUAUCUUUAGGAAAAGACCAGGAGGUUAGGUUAUAUGAAGAACAGAAGGAAAAGAUGAAUGGAGAGCGAGACAGUCUAUGUAUUGAAAGAGAUGUGCAGCGUGACACAGACUGUGUGUGUGUGUUUGCAUCAGACGUGUGCGAGUGUGUGCGUCAGACGUGGGUGUGUUGGAGUCAGUCGUCAAUAUCGAGUCUGCAGGUUAAAUCUAUGAUCCCCAUACGUUCCAGGUGCUAAGUCCAGAGGGAAUGAUCAAAGAGCCAGCCCACUCACUGGAAAUAACUGUGUAAACAGGUGGGACGGCUAUAGUACUACUGGUCCUAAUUGAGUUUACGGGAGGAUCUGGAACAUAUCAUUACUCGCACUGUAAUUACAGAUGUGCGUGAGACAGAUGCACCCUUAUGGAAGGUCACGUUUUUUCAUGUUUUGCACAUGUAAAAAUAAUGUGAAACCAUGUGGUUUUGGAACAUUUCACAUGUGAUUGUAUUUCACAUGUGGAUUAAAGGUGAUUCCCUGAAAACUAAAAUGAGUGGAUAGGAUGUCACCGAAACAUCACAAAAUAGUUGCAGUGUUUUCAACUUACAUACAUUCGGAAAGUAUUCAGACCCCUUGACUUUUUCCACAUUUUGUUAUGUUACAGCCUUAUUCUAAAAUGGAUUAAAUAAUUGUUUCCUCAUCAAUCUACACACAAAACCCCAUAAUGACAAAGCAAAAACAGGUUUUUAGACAUUUUUUGCACAUUUAUUUAAAAAAACAACCUGAUACCUUAUUUACAUAAGUAUUCAGACCCUUUGCUAUGAGACUCGAAAUUGAGCUCAGGUGCAUCCUGUUUCUAUUGAUUAUCCUUGAGAUGUUUCUACAACUUGAUUGGAGUCCACCUGUGGUAAGUUCAAUUGAUUGGGCAUGAUUUGGAAAGGCACACACCUGUCUAUAUAAGGUCCCACAGUUGACAGUGCAUGUCAGAGCAAAAACCAAGCCAUGAGGUCGAAGGAAUUGUCCGUACAGCUCCGAGACAGGAUUGUGUCGAGGCACAGAUCUGGGGAAGGGUACCCCAAAAAUUCUGCAGCAUUGAAGGUCCCCAAGAACACAGUGGCCUCCAUUCUUAAAUGGAAGAAGUUUGGAACUACCAAGACUCUUCCUAGAGCUGGCCACCCGGCCAAACUGAGCAAUCGGGGGAGAAGGGCCUUGGUCAGGGAGGUGACCAAGAACCUGAUGGUCACUCUGACAGAGCUCCAGAGUUCCUCUGUGGAGAUGGGAGAAACUUUCAGAAGGACAACAAUCUCUGCAGCACUCCACCAGUCAGACCUCUACGGUAGAGUGGCCAGACGGAAGCCGCUCCUCAGUAAAAGGCACAUGACAGCCCGCUUGGAGUUUGCCAAAAGGCACCUAAAGGAAUCAGACCAUGAGAAACAAGAUGAUCUGGUCUGAUGAAACCACAAUUGAACUCUUUGGCCUGAAUGCCAAGUGUCACAUUUGGAGGAAACCUGGCACCGUCCCUAUGGUGAAGCAUGGUGGUGGCAGCAUCAUGCUGUGGGGAUGUUUUUCAGCGGCAUGGAUUGGGAGACUAGUUAGGAUCAAGGGAGAGAUGAAUGGAGAAAAAGUACAGCGAUCCUUGAUGAAAACCUGCUCAGGACCUCAGACUGGGGCGAAGGUUCACCUUCCAACAGGACAACGACCCUAAGCACACAGCCAAUACAACACAGGAGGGGCUUCGGGACAAGUCUCUGAAUGUCCUUGGGUGGCCCAGCCAGAGCCCGGACUUGAACCCGAUCGAACAUCUCUGGAGAGACCUGAAAAUAGCUGUGCAUUGAAUCUCCCCAUCCAACCUGACAGAGCUUGAGAGGAUCUGCAGAGAAGAAUGGGAGAAACUCACCAAAUACAGGUGUGCCAAGCUUGUAGCGUCAUACCCAAGAAGUCUCGAGGCUGUAAUCGCUGCCAAAGGUGCAUCAACAAAGUACUGAGUAAAGGGUCUGAAUACUUAUGUAAAUGUGAUAUUUCAGGGGGGGGGGGUUUGUAUAUAAAUUUGCAAAAAUGUCUAAACCUGUUUUUGCUUUGUCAUUAUGGGGUAUUGUGUGUAGAUUAAGGGGGGAAAACAAUUUAAUCCAUUUCAGAAUAAGGCUGUAACGUAACAAAAUGUGGAAAAAGUCAAGGGGACUGAAUACUUUCCGAAUGCACUGUAUUUGACACACUUUAACAUGUAUGAUUACAUUGUGUAUGUUUAUUUAUACAGUAACUAUUAUUCAACAUGUCCUGAACUGGGAUUUGAACCCACAACCUCUUGGUUCAUGGCAUUCCAAUCUUCCUGCUAUGCCACCAUGUCUGUGUUAAUAACUGAUUUCCCCUGUAUUCCUACACUUUAGACUUCAAAGUGAAUCUCAGCUUUGUAAAAAAUAAACUCAUGAAAUACUAUUAUAUUUAUCAUAGUGAUUCAGGAGUAACAUUAAAACAGAAUAAUAUGUCCCACCAACAUUAGACAACUAAAGAAAACCCUCAAAUUGCUGAAAUAAGUCAAUGAAAUCAAUGAUGAGAGAAUAGUCAGAAUAACUGAUAACUAAAAUAGCAGUCAGAUGGCACUCUGUUGCUAAGUGCAGAGAUGUACUAUAGGUAAUUAAUGUUUAGGGGACUUCAGAGAACGCUAAAGACUUUGUGGUUUAGCAGAAAGAUAAGCAUACCCCAAAUCCAGAGGUUGUGAGUUCAAAUCCCAGGUGGGAUAAUAUUGAAAGUCAUCAUUUUAAAUGCAAUCAUGUCAUUAAUGAAAGAUUUGUACACUAUUUUAGCUGAAAAGCAUACAGCUUCCCUUAAAACCCCCAUACUUUUCAUUUCUUCCCUUACCAAGAAAACGUGAAAAUGCUAAUUAAAUAUAAUCACAUGUAUUCAGUUUAGAGUUCACAUGUUACCAUCUUUUCACAUGUGAGGACAAUAACAUGUUUUCACCUCAUUUGCAUUUUCACAUGGUAAACACUUUCACAUGUUAAAAUCGAACUUGCAUUUUCACAUGUGAAAGACAUUCACAUGUGAAAAUCGAAUGUGCCGUUUUACAUGUGAAAAACGUUCAAAUGUUGUCACGUGUAGUUUCAUGGCCUCACAUGUUAAAAUGUUGCAUCCCCAUGUUGUCAAAUGUAUUUCACGAGGUAAUGUUUUCACGUGUAGUUUCACGUUAUCACAUGUCGCUUUUGCAUGUUAUCACAUUAACUUCACAUACAGUGGGGGAAAAAAGUAUUUAGUCAGCCACCAAUUGUGCAAGUUCUCCCACUUAAAAAGAUGAGAGAGGCCUGUAAUUUUCAUCAUAGGUACACGUCAACUAUGACAGACAAAUUGAGAUUUGUUUUCUCCAGAAAAUCACAUUGUAGGAUUUUUUUAUGAAUUUAUUUGCAAAUUAUGGUGGAAAAUAAGUAUUUGGUCAAUAACAAAAGUUUCUCAAUACUUUGUUAUAUACCCUUUGUUGGCAAUGACACAGGUCAAACGUUUUCUGUAAGUCUUCACAAGGUUUUCACACACUGUUGCUGGUAUUUUGGCCCAUUCCUCCAUGCAGAUCUCCUCUAGAGCAGUGAUGUUUUGGGGCUGUCGCUGGGCAACACAGACUUUCAACUCCCUCCAAAGAUUUUCUAUGGGGUUGAGAUCUGGAGACUGGCUAGGCCACUCCAGGACCUUGAAAUGCUUCUUACGAAGCCACUCCUUCGUUGCCCGGGCGGUGUGUUUGGGAUCAUUGUCAUGCUGAAAGACCCAGCCACAUUUCAUCUUCAAUGCCCUUGCUGAUGGAAGGAGGUUUUCACUCAAAAUCUCACUAUACAUGGCCCCAUUCAUUCUUUCCUUUACACAGAUCAGUCGUCCUGGUCCCUUUGCAGAAAAACAGCCCCAAAGCAUGAUGUUUCCACCCCCAUGCUUCACAGUAGGUAUGGUGUUCUUUGGAUGCAACAGCAUUCUUUGUCCUCCAAACACGACGAGUUGAGUUUUUAUCAAAAAGUUCUAUUUUGGUUUCAUCUGACCAUAUGACAUUCUCCCAAUCCUCUUCUGGAUCAUCCAAAUGCCCUCUAGCAAACUUCAGACGGGCCUGGACAUGUACUGGCUUAAGCAGGGGGACACGUCUGGCACUGCAGGAUUUGAAUCCCUGGCGGCGUAGUGUGUUACUGAUGGUAGGCUUUGUUACUUUGGUCCCAGCUCUCUGCAGGUCAUUCACUAGGUCCCCCCGUGUGGUUCUGGGAUUUUUGCUCACCAUUCUUGUGAUCAUUUUGACCCCACGGGGUGAGAUCUUGCAUGGAGCCCCAGAUCGAGGGAGAUUAUCAGUGGUCUUGUAUGUCUUCCAUUUCCUAAUAAUUGCUCCCACAGUUGAUUUCUUCAAACCAAGCUGCUUACCUAUUGCAGAUUCAGUCUUCCCAGCCUGGUGCAGGUCUACAAUUUUGUUUCUGGUGUCCUUUGACAGCUCUUUGGUCUUGGCCAUAGUGGAGUUUGGAGUGUGACUGUUUGAGGUUGUGGACAGGUGUCUUUUAUACUGAUAACAAGUUCAAACAGGUGCCAUUAAUACAGGUAACGAGUGGAGGACAGAGGAGCCUCUUAAAUAAGAAGUUACAGGUCUGUGAGAGCCAGAAAUCUUGCUUGUUUGUAAGUGACCAAAUACUUAUUUUCCACCAUAAUUUGCAAAUAAAUUCAUUAAAAAUCCUACAAUGUGAUUUUCUGGAGAAAAAAAAUCUCAUUUUGUCUGUCAUAGUUGACGUGUACCUAUGAUGAAAAUUACAGGCCUCUCUCAUCUUUUUAAGUGGGAGAACUUGCACAAUUGGUGGCUGACUAAAUACUUAUUUUCCCCACUGUAAGAUCACAUGUUAUCACAUAUGAAACACGUGGUCACGUGAAAUUCAUAUGAUUUUUCCGUAAGGGAGUGGGCGAAUCUGUCUUGAACGACACAAUCAGAUGGGGUCUUUGGUUAAUGUAUUAAUAAUCCUGUCCUGAUUUUCUAGCUUUUCUUAUAACUCCUGUUGAUACAAUACAAGUUUAGAUUUUCUUAGAUAAACGUUUUAAGUGAGAUAUUGACAAAAUUCUGUAAUACAUCAGUAAUAAAACUGUUUUUAUUAGUAUGAUCGGUUCUUAGAAGAGAUUCUUUCUUAGAUAUUUCUCUCUUCAUUUACUUGAAAAACUUUGUUUGUUGCUUUUUUGGUUCUUGGUUGCCUUCUGAAGUUAAUGAGUGAUACAUAAUACAAUGAGUGUUCAUGCUCUGGAACAUUCAAAUUGAUGUUACAUAAACAACAUCAGAGGACCACAUAGCUUCAAAGGUGAUGUUGACUUUCUCUCAAACACCCCUUUGGUGCUUCAACAGAUAUCUCACAAAAGGCUCUUGUGUCUGGAUUCUGUGUCUUGUUUUUCAUCAAUCAAAUGCACGCUGGACCAUGCCAAGCUUCAAUAGGCCAGCACCUCGAGGUAUUGGGAUUCAUUUCAAUAGGCCAGCACCUAGAGGUAUUGGGAUUCAUUUCAAUAGGCCAGCACCUCGAGUUAUUGGGAUUAAUUUCAAUAGGCCAGCACCUCGAGGUAUUGGGAUUCAUUUCAAUAGGCCAGCACCUCGAGAUAUUGGGAUUCAUUUCAAUAGGCCAGCACCUCGAGGUAUUGGGAUUCAUUUCAAUAGGCCAGCACCUCGAGGUAUUGGGAUUCAUUUCAAUAGGCCAGCACCUUGAGGAAUUGGGAUUCAUUUCAAUAGGCCAGCUAUUAAGAUUGCUUCUAGACUCUUGCAGCACUGCUUUGUAUGUCAAUGGAGGCAGAAAAAUUUCUGGAAUUCAAAGAAAAAGCAUAUGCUUGGGCAAAAGAGUCUCAAUCGCUUCUCCAGGACACUUUUUAUAUUCCCUUGAUAAUAUUCCCAUUCCUUGCUCUGGAAAAAUGCCUUGAGGAAAAAGCAUUUCCUGAUAGGAUUACUUGUCCUUGUGUCCCCAGAGAUGAGUUUAACCUCAAGGUACUGCAGGCGUUCGUAGAGCUCCAUGAGUUUGCUGACCUCAACCUCGUCCAGGCCUUAAGGUGAGCUAUGCGUUUCUCUCAUCAAACAGGGAACAAACUGAACAAAACUGGUUUUAUAAGGAACUGAUGGAGACGUUUAUACUUCUAUAUCGUAUACACUUAAUACUGAUAUUGAAAGUUAAUUGUUCAUUUGUGUUCAGUGAGGUGCUAAGUGUCAAUGUUUCUGCUCUCUGUGUGUUGCAGGCAGUUCCUGUGGAGUUUCCGUCUGCCUGGUGAGGCUCAGAAGAUUGACCGGAUGAUGGAGGCGUUUGCCUCGCGGUACUGCGGCUGUAACCCUGGAGUGUUCCAGUCAACAGGUCUGAUCCUCAGCAUUCAACACGAAGUCUACCUCCCAAAGGGCCCAUAGGGCUCUGGUCAAAUGUAGUGCACUAUAUAGGGAAUAGGGUGCCAUUUGGGACUUACCGAUGGUGAAUGUCCGUUCACUGUUUUAGAUGAGUUCAUAUGUGUUUUAAUGUAGCAGCAUUUUGACCACCGUGGGUCUAUGUCACCCUCAGCCUUGUUAUUCAAUUAUCACUAAUGAAUACUUCCUGAUCUUGAUUGGAGACCAUUGCCAUCUGUCAUGGGUCAAAAGUUCACAUGUGGACUGAACAAGAUUUUUGUUGGUAUGAAAGGAGUAGGAGAGUACCGCUACGAGACACACACAUCAGCAGAAGAGACUGCCUAGAGUGUAUCCUGUUCACCAGAUAGCCAGUGGAGACUAGAGUAGAGUGUAGCCUGUGGGCCAGAUAGCCGGUGGAGACUAGAGUAGAGUGUAGCCUGUGGGCCAGAUAGCCAGUGGAGACUAGAGUAGAGUGUAGCCUGUGGGCCAGAUAGCCAGUGGAGACUAGAGUGUAGCCUGUGGGCCAGAUAGCCAGUGGAGACUAGACUAGAGUGUAGCCUGUGGGCCAGAUAGCCAGCGGAGACUGGAGUGUAGCCUGUGGGCCAGAUAGCCAGUGGAGACUGGAGUGUAGCCUGUGGGCCAGAUAGCCAGUGGAGACUAGACUAGAGUGUAGCCUGUGGGCCAGAUAGCCGGUCGAGACUAGAGUGUAGCCUGUAGGCCAGAUAGCCAGCGGAGACUGGAGUGUAGCCUGUGGGCCAGAUAGCCAGUGGAGACUAGACUAGAGUGUAGCCUGUGAGCCAGAUAGCCAGUGGAAACUAGACUAGAGUGUAGCCUGUGGGCCAGAUAGCCAGUGUAGACUAGACUAGCGUGUAGCCUGUGGGCCAGAUAGCCAGUGGAGACUAGACUAGAGUGUAGCCUGUGGGCCAGAUAGCCAGUGGAGACUAGACUAGAGUGUAGCCUGUGGGCCAGAUAGCCAGUGGAGACUAGACUAGAGUGUAGCCUGUGGGCCAGGUAGUCAGUGGAGACUAGACUAGAGUGUAGCCUGUGAGCCAGAUAGCCAGUGGAAACUAGACUAGAGUGUAGCCUGUGGGCCAGAUAGCCGGUGGAGACUAGUGUAGCCUGUGGGCCAGAUAGCCAGUGUAGAAUAGACAAGACUAGAGUGUAGCCUGUGGGCCAGAUUGCCAGUGGAGACUAGGUUACAGUGUAGCCUGUGGGCCAGAUAGCCAGUGGAGACUGCCUAGAGUGUAGCCUGUGGGCCAGAUAGCCAGUGGAGACUGCCUAGAGUGUAGCCUGUGGGCCAGAUAGCCAGUGGAGACUAGACUAGAGUGUAGCCUGUGGGCCAGAUAGCCAGUGGAGAGGAAGGAUAAGACACACCAUAUAACCACUAGUCACUGCACAGGGUAACCCAACCAAUAAUACCUCAUACAAUAAUAAUGAUUAGAGCAAUCUGAGGCAACAGAUAUUAAUAAUGAUGAUUAGGCAACAGAAUUAAAGAACCCAGUCAUCAACAUUAUAAGAUUUGUAAUAAUCUGUAUUCAUUCCCAGAGGGGGAGUGUGUGUGUGUGUGUGUGUGUGUGUGUGUGUGUGUGUGUGUGUGUGUGUGUGUGUGUGUGUGUGUGUGUGUGUGUGUGUGUGUGUGUGUGUGUGUGUGUGUGUUAGGGUUGAAUGGCGGGAACCCGGUUACCGAGAUUUACCGCCCAAAACCACUCCCUUUUCCCGUGAUAAAUAACUGCGAUAAACCGGUAAAUUAUAAUAAAUUAUUUAUAUGAACAGCAUGGCGUGAAAUAGAACUGUUAAAUUAUAGCCUAUGCGAUGUCAAAAUCGAGUUCUCUACGGCCUCUGCAUGAUGAAUCAAUGUUCAGGGAGAGCAGUUCACAAUGCAUGUGGACCUAUCAUCUCAUGGUAACUUUUUUGUUGUGACAGGUAGGCCUACAUUUGUUGCAGCAUAGCCUAUGCUACAGUAAUAUAAAUAACCAAUGCGCGUCUAAUUUACCCAUCUCCAUCUGGCUUUUUUUAUUGACACUGCAAAGUUUUAAAACAGCCUAUCACUUGAAUAUCGUUGCUUUAAAUCGGUGCACGCGUGAGCACUCUCUCGCAGUCUUUCUCUCUCGCCAUCAACUCUAGAUUUCGUAGCCUACCCCUUUCAGGUAAUACAUUCAAUGCAGUAUUAGCCUUAUAUUUUGCUAAUUAAUGAUGGGUUAUGCAUAAUAAGCUUCUAACCUCUGUCUCUUGCGCAAUACACAAUCACCUGUGCUCCGCUGGCCUCUCCAUAAAAUACGCUCUUGGAGUCCCUUGCAGGAAAAGCUAGACUAGAAUAGCUUGCUGGACAUGAUCUUUUUUAUGCAUUUCUUAUACCAAUAGAUUAUUCGAAGAGGGACACAAGCUCUUUUUUGCUGAAUGAUAAGUACAGCAGCCAAUAGAACUCACGGUUCAUCAUAAAGAAAGGAGGACCAAGGCACUCUUCAGAUAAUUAAUUAAAAAGCCAUUAUUUUUAUGGCAUGUUCACUGGAAACACAGAUUAAAGACUCUGACGCGUUUCGGCUGCAUGGCCUUCGUCAGGGAGAGCUCACGGGUAGUUUGAAAGAAGAGCGAACUCGCGAUUGCGGUAGGUUAUAGCAUUUAUUUAUUCAGACCCAUAACCAUUCAAUCUAUGUGAAGAGAAGUGAAAGCCUUCUGCAUCUAAUUCUAGUCCUAUAUUAUUCUGGGAUGAAGAUAAGGACAAUGGAACUUGUUUCAUUUAACUGUUGAAAGCGAGGAAGGAAUGAAGCAACAAUAGAGAGAGAAAGAGGAGGAAGGCUAAUAACAUAUUAUGAAAUGUGUAUAUGCGUCAGCCUACUAAUUAUACAAAUAGGCCCUAUUAUAUUUCAAAAUUAAAAUCAAAUUCGCUAGCCUAUACUUAUAAAUUUGUAGGCCGCAUGUGCUGCACCAGAAUCGCAUGUUCUCUUCUGCUUUAUCAUGGUUUGAACGAUGUGUGUAAUUCAAGUCCAUAUAAUACUGUAUAAUACAGUAAUACAAUUCACACUCAAAAAGAUUAGCCAACUGGAGGUUGUUUCAUUUAUUUACCCAACAAAGCAUAUAGCUAGCUACAUCUAUGGGCUUUUAUUUUUUUCUGUCGUGUGUAAUGUGCAGUAGCCUAUAUCAUAUAUGUAUUGGAUAACGGCACAAUCAUUUGGGCUUUUUUGGGGCUUGGGCUCAUUAAAUGUUGUUAAUGUAUAUCUCACUGGUCAUCCCCAAAGCCAACACCUCCUUUGGCCGCCAUUCCUCCCAGUUCUCUGCUGCCAAUGACUGGAACGAACUGCAAAAAUCUCUGAAGCUGGAGACUCUUAUCUCCCUCACUAACUUUAAGCAUCAGUUGUCAGAGCACCUUACUGAUCACUGCACCUGUACACAGCCCAUCUGAAAUUAGCCCACCCAACUACCUCAUCCCCAUAUUGUUAUUUAUUUUGCUAAUUUGCACCCCAGUAUCUCUAUUUGCACAUCUCUUGCACAUCUAUCAUUCCAGUGUUAAUACUAAUUGCACUAUGGCCUAUUUAUUGCCUUACCGCCAUAACUUGCUACAUUUGCACACACUGUAUAUAUAUUUUCUGUUGUAUUUUUGACUGGCUUACCUGGUUAAAUAAAGGUGAAAUAAAAAUAAAUGUAGGGCUCAUAAAAUGUAUUUAUGAUAUGACUCAUCAGGCUGAGGUAGCAUCAUGUUUGAAUGUUCAUGCUGAUCAAAGCUCUAAUCAAAUCCAGACAUACAGUAUUUAUAUGCUUUAUAAUGCUUUUGAAUCACGCAGUGGAGGCUGUUGAGGGGAGGACGGCUCAUUAUAAUGGCUGGAAAGGAGCAAAUGGAAUGGCAUCAAACACCUGCAAACCAUGUCUUUGAUGUAUUUGAUACCAUUCCACUGAUUCCGCUCCAGUCAUUACCAUGAGCCCCUCCUCCCCAAUUAAGGUGCCACCAACCUCCUGUGUUUGAAUGACACUUUCGGUUUUGCCGGGAAAUACAGGGUUUCCCGGGAGAAAAGUGAUUUAUUCGAACAUUAGAACAUUUCUAAAAUACAGGGAAAAUAUUCAACUGGUGUGUGUGUAGACCAAAACAAAAAAGGCCUUAAUGUCCCAAAUCUCCUAGGCCAAAUUACAAUAGUCCCACAAAAAAAAAAAAAUCCAGUUCAAUCAAUAAUCCAAAAAUAAUGCACACUUCCCUGAACACAAAUGUCCAAAAAUCCGUCCUGCAGGGCAAUAACUGUCCAGCAGCACUGAACAUCAAAGGUCGCGUAGCGCAAAAAGAGAGAGUCGGCUUCAGUGUAAAGCACUGGAGAGAGAGAGAGAGGGAAAAGGAGAGAGAGCGAGGGCGAUGGUCUGUCUGUUUUAGCUGUUGACUUCAGGCUUGCAGUUGCGCUCGUCUGUACGUUUUGUUUGACAAAGCUUCGUAACAAUGUUUCUAGUAAAGUUAAUCCAUAAAAUCCAAAGUUUGAAUGGCCCCAACCGGUUCCAAACACAUUGGGAGUAGAGCGAUAACACAGGCGAUCUAAUUUAUAACUUUUAUAAUCCAAGCACAUAGAAAAUGAUCAAGGCUUCUGCAAUGAGUGGCACACACAUUAACUGCCGCCCGACCGAGACCACUCACACAGAGACGGAGGAGACAUAUUUACUUCCUCUUUCCUGACAGCUGGUGCGCUCUUAGUUGCAGCGCACCGUGAAGGCUCCGUGCAGGAUUUCGACAACUUAUCCCCAAACAAUCUGGAAUUAUUUACGAAAAAGAGCUAGAGUAAGGAUAUUAUUUCCACAAUAGGUAAUACAUAGUUUAUAGUUCAUUUUCUAUGCUAGUCAUGGGUUCAUUCAGAGAGAGGAGGGACUGUGCAGUGAAUCUGUGCUCUGUUCACUCAAGACGUCUCUGCUCCGAGUAGAACAGACAGUCUGUCAUGUAUAGGGCAGAACAACAGUACCAGAACUGCUAGUACACAGAUACUCAGUGGGGGGGGGCCCUGUGAUAGAGACAUACACUCAGUGGGGGGCUCUGUGAUAGACAGUCAGGAGUGUGUCAGAGGGAAACUGAGAAGAAUUAUGAUUUAUUUAAAGACAGGGACUGGUGUGUGUCAGCAGGCCAUUAAUAUACCAGCACUACAGUAGAAUGUGUUUUUAUGGAAUUCUUAAAAGUCUCUAAGACAUUGGUGAGGGGGACGGGGGUUCUAAGCUGACAUAUGGAAUUGUUUUAAGAUAAUCAUACUAUGGAUCAUUUAGUUAUUUGAUUUAGAAUUUUAGGACCUCUUUAGGUAGACCCAAAAAAUAUGAAACAAUUAUUUUAUAAAAUAUUGAAUUUGGCCUUUAGUACUAUAGCCCAGAGAAACGCAUUCAUAAAUGGCAAAAAAGACAGUCAAAAAAGAAAUCAUAAGAAACAAGGUUUUGAAGUGUUUGUCCUAUAUCUAGGAGAUAGAAAUAUAUUUCCUGAGCUUUCUUCUAUGUUUUUAUACAUAUUUAACCCUUUUUUUGGGUAGCCACAAAACUACCUUCAUACUUUCAUUUUUUAAAACCGGUGCCGGUUACCUUCAGACGAGUCCCGUGACACUUGUGGUGGUCGUAGAGAAAUACAGAGAACACAUCAUGUUUGUGAGAAUCACAUUAUUUUGUAACCCAGACGCUACAAACAGAAGUUGGCACAUCGACGGUACUGAUUUCAGACGAGUCCCCUGACAUUUGUAGGGGUUGUAGAGCAAAACCAUAUAUCUCUAGUUUUAAACUGAUGGAUUUUGAUGGGAAUUUGUGUAUUAUGCUCCUUAGAUUGACGCACCGGUGCGUCAAUGGACUCUAGGGGGAUUUAUUACUUAAAGACAUUGCAUCUCUACUGGUAGUGGUAACAGUAGACUACUCCCUGCUGGGUCACCAGGUUGAGCUACUUAUGAAUGCGUUUCUCUACUAGUAUUAGUGUCAUGGAUGCAGAGGAGAAGAAAAGUAGUUGUAUUGUUUAUAGAUCAAUAUUCAGAUAUAAUUGAUAUAUUGACCACUACAAUCUUCCCAAAACUCAUUAAUGGACUAGUGUCUAGCGUCCCUGCUUAACCUCCGUGAAAGGCAGAGAGAUGUCUGUUGAGGUGUGUAUCAGUGCUAAAUAUUCAUUACUUCUCUCCUUCCUGCAGACACCUGUUAUGUGCUGUCAUUUGCCAUCAUCAUGUUGAAUACCAGCCUGCACAACCCCAAUGUCAGAGAUAAGCCCCCUGUAGAGAGAUUCAUCUCCAUGAACAGAGGUAUCAAUGAGGGAGGAGACCUGCCAGAGGAACUACUCAGGGUAAGAGAGUCUGUGUGUGUGUGUGUGUGUGUGUCUGCGUGUGUGUGUAGAGCAAAGUUUCUUCCAUUACUCAACCUUUUGUAUUCUAUUUGACAGAAUUUAUUUGACAGCAUCAAAAAUGAGCCCUUCAAAAUCCCAGAGGACGAUGGCAACGAUCUGACACAUACGUUCUUCAACCCCGACCGAGAGGGAUGGCUACUGAAAUUAGGUGUGUGACGACCAAAGAAUCCACAUCUUGGUACUUGGUUCAUCAACAUAACUACAAAUAUUCUAUAUCCUAUCCUUUUUCACUACAUUUAGUGCAGAUGGAUAUGACCUCAGGAUGUUAUCAAUGUGAAAAACAACUCUCGUAUUGUUUCUGCACUACUGUCUCAUCCUAGUCUUUUCUCCCCCUCCCAUUCCAAGCAUGGUCUGUGUGAUUCAGAUGCUCCUCUCUCUGUCCUUGGUUUAUGUCCUCACUGUGUCAUGGUUGUCUCUGUUGAAGUAGGUAGUCUUUUUAAAUGUGCCCUCUUGUUUUCCCUCACACCCUUUGACCUGUCACCUUUCUGUUCUGUGACUGGCUGUUCCUUCUUACUCUGCACUAGGAGGUAGGUACCCCUCCUCGAUCCCAGUAGAAGUUGCCCCUAACUACUGAUACAGGGUCAAAUAUAUUGGUUAAGGUUACGACUGGGGGUGGCUGUAAACUGAUCCUAGAUCUGUGGUUAGGGACAACUUCUACUCCCUACUUUCCCUCCCUCCCUGCAGCUGCCUCAUCCUGAGGACCCAUGCUAACAUGUAGACCUAGCUGUUCAUCUUCUUAGUCAACAGAUGUAUUAGCUGCUAGCUGGUUAGUGCUCAUCUAUUAGCUUGUUUGUUACAGAGAUGUGUGUGAAACUGUGACUUAUGGUUGUCGAGGGUGACAGGGUUAUCUAGAAUAGGUUGUCACAUCUUGGAUGAGGACCCACCACAUUCCUCCUCAGUCGGGCCAAUGUCUCUGUCUCACACGACUCAAAUUUAUGUUAGCCUUGACAACAUGCUAUUUGACUUAUGGGGACUGGUGUAGGGCCAGGAGUUUUUUCAGACCAUGUGACCUGACCAGGAAAAACUCAGGGCCCUAGGAAGGGGUGCAUUUCUUUCAUUUAGGUCAUGGGUUUGCACUUUGAGAAUGUGUUCUGUAUGCUACAGUACAGUAUGUGCUGAUCCUGUGGUGUUCUGAGUUCCUCCAUCCUCCUGCCGCUGCCCACCAGGCCUGAAACACAUCCUGCUGCUGCUGCUUCCCUCCAGGCCUGAAACACAUCCUGCUGCUGCUGCUUCCCUCCAGGCCUGAAACACAUCCUGCUGCUACUGCUUCCCUCCAGGCCUGAAACCCAUCCUGCUGCUGCUUCCUUCCAGGCCUGAAACACAUCCUGCUGCCGCUGCCCACCAGGCCUGAAACACAUCCUGCUGCUGCUGCUUCCCUCCAGGCCUGAAACACAUCCUGCUGCUGCUGCUUCCCUCCAGGCCUGAAACACAUCCUGCUGCUGCUGCUUCCCUCCAGGCCUGAAACACAUCCUGCUGCUGCUGCUUCCCUCCAGGCCUGAAACACAUCCUGCUGCUGCUGCUUCCCUCCAGGCCUGAAACACAUCCUGCUGCUGCUGCUUCCCUCCAGGCCUGAAACACAUCCUGCUGCUGCUGCUUCCCUCCAGGCCUGAAACACAUCCUGCUGCUGCUGCUGCCCUCCAGGCCUGAAACACAUCCUGCUGCUGCUGCUUCCCUCCAGGCCUGAAACACAUCCUGCUGCUGCUGCCCCCCAGGCCUGAAACACAUCAUUCUGCUUCCUACUUCCUCCUCCUAUCUGGUUGCGUCUCAAAUGGCCCCCUUUUUCCUACACAGUGCACUAUAUAGAGAAUAGUGCCAUUUGGGAUGAAACCUCUACAGUGGGGAAAAAAAGUAUUUAGUCAGCCACCAAUUGUGCAAGUUCUCCCACUUAAAAAUAUGAGAGAGGCCUGUAAUUUUUAUCAUAGGUACAUGUCAACUAUGACAGACAAAUUGAGAGAGAAAAAAUCCAGAAAAUCACAUUGUAGGAUUUUUAAUGAAUUUAUUUGCAAAUUAUGGUGGAAAAUAAGUAUUUGGUCACCUACAAACAAGCAAUAUUUCUGGCUCUCACAGACCUGUAACUUCUUCUUUAAGAGGCUCCUCUGUCCUCCACUCGUUACCUGUAUUAAUGGCACCUGUUUGAACUUGUUAUCAGUAUAAAAGACACCUGUCCACAACCUCAAACAGUCACACUCCAAACUCCACUAUGGCCAAGACCAAAGAGCUGUCAAAGGACACCAUAAACAAAAUUGUAGACCUGCACCAGGCUGGGAAGACUGAAUCUGCAAUAGGUAAGCAGCUUUGUUUGAAGAAAACAACUGUGGGAGCAAUUAUUAGGAAAUGGAAGACAUACAAGACCACUGAUAAUCUCCCUCGAUGUGGGGCUCCACGCAAGAUCUCACCCCGUGGGGUCAAAAUGAUCACAAGAACGGUGAGCAAAAGUCCCAGAACGACACGGGGGGACCUAGUGAAUGCCCUGCAGAGAGCUGGGACCAAAGUAACAAAGCCUACCAUCAGUAACACACUACACCGCCAGGGACUGAAAUCCUUCAGUGCCAGACGUGUCCCCCUGCUUAAGCCAGUACAUGUCCAGGCCCGUCUGAAGUUUGCUAGAGUGCAUUUGGAUGAUCCAGAAGAGGAUUGGGAGAAUGUUAAAUGGUCAGAUGAAACCAAAAUAUAACUUUUUGGUAAAAACUCAACUCGUCGUGUUUGGAGGACAAAGAAUGCUGAGUUGCAUCCAAAGAACACCAUACCUACUGUGAAGCAUGGGGGUGGAAACAUCAUGCUUUGGGGCUGUUUUCUGCAAAGGGACCAGGACGACUGAUCCGUGUAAAGGAAAGAAUGAAUGGGGCCAUGUAUCGUGAGAUUUUGAGUGAAAACCUCCUUCCAUCAGCAAGGGCAUUGAAGAUGAAACGUGGCUGGGUCUUUCAGCAUGACAAUGAUCCCAAACACACCGCCCGGGCAACGAAGGAGUGGCUUCGUAAGAAGCAUUUCAAGGUCCUGGAGUGGCCUAGCCAGUCUCCAGAUCUCAACCCCAUAGAAAAUCUUUGGAGGGAGUUGAAAGUCCGUGUUGCCCAGCGACAGCCCCAAAACAUCACUGCUCUAGAGGAGAUCUGCAUGGAGGAAUGGGCCAAAAUACCAGCAACAGUGUGUGAAAACCUUGUGAAGACUUACAGAAAACGUUUGACCUGUGUCAUUGCCAACAAAGGGUAUAUAACAAAGUAUUGAGAAACUUUUGUUAUUGACCAAAUACUUAUUUUCCACCAUAAUUUGGAAAUAAAUUCAUGAAAAAUCCUACAAUGUGAUUUUCUGGAUUUUGUUUUUCUCAUUUUGUCUGUCAUAGUUGACGUGUACCUAUGAUGAAAAUUACAGGCCUCUCUCAUCUUUUUAAGUGGGAGAACUUGCACAAUUGGUGGCUGCCUAAAUACUUUUUUUCCCCACUGUAUCUAUCCACUUGGGAUCCCCUCCCCCUCUUUCCAUCCCACCGGCUGCGCUUGCCAGAUCAUUUUAGUUUGUUUUCCUCUCGGAGUUGCAUGCAUUACAUCUGUAUGCUAAUUUUAGCAUCCCUUUGGAAGGAGCUGCCUGUUGGAGACACCAUGGUUUUUAUGAUGUAGUUAAAUGGGUCAUUACUGCAGUAUGUCAGGUAGUUAAAUGGAUGAGACUGCGCUGCCCUGACUGAGUGUACUGUAGCCUUAUGUGUUUCCUGUUAUGCUAGGAGGGACUUACUGGCCCUGAAUACACCAAUAAUUGACAGUGAUGUCUGAGGGAUUUUUUAAAUAUAGUUUCUUAGAAAAACAACACACACACUUUGGGAGUGGAAAUGCAUCAUUUUGUUUUUCACACCAGUUGCACCACACAUUUUACAUUCAGUAAUUCACCAGAUACCUUUAUCUAGAGUGACUUGACAAACUACAGUCAUUUUAUACAAACACAGAGAGCAGAACAUCAGCAUAAAUACAUAAAUCAAUGUCAGGUUUUGACAUGAUAUGACAGGCAUGCUGACAUCUGCUCAAGAGUAGUAAAUUACAAUGAACUGCAGGGGCCCCCAUAUACACAUUUUAGAAUGUCAGCAUGCCAUGUUUAUACAAUAUGUUAAUGCAUUUCACAUAGUGCUAUAGAAUCCUAGAGUUCUAUCAGUAAACUAAUAUAUAAUAAUAGUAGUCUAAUUAUAAUAAUAGUAGUAGUAGUAGUAGUAUAAUAGUAGUCUAAUUAUAAUAGUAGUAGUAUAAUAGUAAUAUCAGUUUUUAUUUUCUUACUUUUUUAACCUUUAUUUGAACAGGGAAAACAUAUUGAGACCUAGGUCACUUUUACAAAUGUGCCCUGUAUAUACAACAUAAAUAUACCCAUUAUGCCCAAACAUAUACUUUAAAAUAAAAAAAGAGUCAUGGGAAGCACAAAUAAAACAUCACAAAUCACCCAGAAAAACAGUUACAUUCCUCCACAAAUAAGUCCCCAAUCAAUACUUUAAAUUACCCAAACGGCACCAGAACAUCAAUAUGAAAUUUACUUUGAAUUUUGUUGCAGCACUACAGUGCAUUAAAACUAAAAGCAGAUUUACCCAGCUUGGUGGAGACCCUAGAAACCUCAAGAGUUAACCAAUCCUGUGAACGGUUUAGGCAACACAGGUGUCUAUACUUCAACAGAAAAGUUAGAUAAGAUGGAAGUUUAUGAAGUAGGGCCUUGUAAACAAAAAGGGAGUAAUGUAGAGAUCUACGGGUCUUUAGCGAAGUCCCGCUAAUAAUUUGAUACAGGAUGCAGUGAUGAGUAUCAAAACUGUCACCUGUAACAAAACAAAGGGCACUGUGGUAGAUGGCAUCCAAAUGUUUAAGAGUAGUAGCAGCUGCACUUUGAUAAAUUUAAUAUCACCAUAAUCAAGAAUAGAUAAAAAGUUUGACUGAAUAAUCUGCUUCCUACUGCUUAGAGAAAGGCACGAUCUGUUUGUGUAGAAAAAGUUAACUUUAAUUUCCAAUCCCCUCAAUAUAUAUAUAUAUAUGGGAUUGGAAAUGAAAGUUAACUUUUAUACACACACACACUACCGUUCAAAAGUUUGGGGUCACUUAGAAAUGUCCUUGUUUUCAAAAGAAAAGCCAUUUUUUUGUCAAUUAAAAUAACAACAUCAAAUUGAUCCGAAAUACAGUGUAGACAUUGUUAAUGUUGUAAAUGGCUAUUGUACCUGGAAACGGCUGAUUUUUAAUGGAAUAUCUACAUAGGCGUACAGAGGCUCAUUAUCAGCAACCAUCAGUCCUGUGUUCCAAUGGCACGUUGUGUUUGUUAAUGCAAGUUUAUCAUUUUGAAAGGCUAAUUGAUCAUUAGAAAACCCUUUUGAAAUUAUGUUAGCAGAGCUGAAAACGGUUGUGCUGAUUAAAGAACAUUAAAACUGGCCUUCUUGAGACUAGUUGAGUAUCUGGAGCAUCAGCAAUUGUGGGUUCGAUUACGAUUUUUUCUUCUGAAAAUCGUCAGUCUAUUCUUGUUCUGAGAAAUGAAGGCUAUUCCAUGUGAGAAAUUGCCAAGAAACUGAAGAUCUCGCACAACGCUAUGUUCUACUCUUUUCACAGAACAGCGCAAACUGGCUCUAACCAGAAUAGAAAGAGGAGUGGGAGGGCCCGGUGCACAACUGAGAAAGAGGACAAAUACAUUAGUGUCUAGUUUGAGAAACAGACGCCUCACAGGUCCUCAACUGGCAGCUUCAUUAAAUAGUACCCGCAAAACAUCAGUCUCAACGUCAACAGUGAAGAGGCGACUCCGAGAUGCUGACCUUCUAGGCAGAGUUGCAAAGAAAAAGCCAUAUCUCAGCACUCCACCAAUCAGGCAUUUAUGGUAAAGUGGCCAGAUGGAAGCCACUCCUCAGUAAAAGGCACAUGUCAGCCCGCUUGGAGUUUGCCAAAAGGCACCUAAAGACUCUGAUCUGAUGAAACCAAGAUGUAACUCUUUGGCCUAAAUGCCAAGCGUCACAUCUGGAGGAAACCUGGCACCAUCUCUACGGUGAAGCAUGGUGGUGACAGCAUCAUGCUGUGGCGAUGUUUUUCAGCGGCAGGGACUGGGAGACUAGUUAGGAUCGCGGGAAAGCUGAACGGAGCAAAGUACAGAGAUCCUUGCUGAAAACCUGCUCCAGAGAGCUCAGGACCUCAGACUGGGGCGAAGAUCCACCUUCCAACAGGAUAACGACCAUAAGCACACAUCCAAGACAAUGCAGGAGUGGCUUCGGGACAAGUCUCUGAAUGUCCUUGAGUGGCCCAGCCAGAGCCCGGAUUUGAACCCGAUUUAAACAUCUCUGGAGAGACCUGAAAAUGGCUGUGCAGCAACGCUCCCCAUCCAACCUGACAGAGCUUGAGCAGAUCUGCAGAGAGGAAUGGGAGAAACUCCCCAAAUACAGGUGUGCCAAGCUUGUAGCGUCAUACCCAAGAAGACUCGAGGCUGUAAUCGCUGCCAAAGGUGCAUCGACAAAGUACUGAGUAAAGGGUCUGAAUACUUACGUAGAUGUGAUAUUAUUUGAUUUUUUAUUAUUUUGCAAACAUUUCUAGAUCUGUUUUUGCUUUGCCAUUAUUGGGUAUUGUGUGUAGAUUGAUGAGGGGGGAAAAACUAUUUAGUCCAUUUUAGAAUAAGGCUGUAACGUAACAAAAUGUGGAAAAAGUCUGAAUAAUUUCUGUGUGUGUGUAUAUAAACUCAGCAAAAAAAGAAACGUCCUCUCACUGUCAACUGCGUUUAUUUUCAGAAAACUUAACAUGUGUAAAUAUUUGUAUGAACAUAACAAGAUGCAACAACUGAGACAUAAACUGAACAAGUUCCACAGACAUGUGACUAACAUAAAUGGAAUAAUGUGUCCCUGAACAAAGGGGGGUCAAAAUCAAAAGUCACAGUCAGUAUCUGGUGUGGCCACCAGCUGCAUUAAGUACUGCAGUGCAUUUCCUCCUCAUGGACUGCACCAGAUUUGCCAGUUCUUGCUGUGAGAUGUUACCCCACUCUUCCACCAAGGCACCUGCAAGUUCCCGGACAUUUCUGGGGGGAAUGGCCCUAGCCCUCACCCUCCGAUCCAACAGGUCCCAGACGUGCUCAAUGGGAUUGCAAUCCGGGCUCUUCGUUGGCCAUGGCAGAACACUGACAUUCCUGUCUUGCAGAAAAUCUACCUUUCAAACGUUUUUGAACACCUACUCAUUCAAGUUUUUCUUAUUAAUUUUAUUUUUUACUAUUUUCUACAUUGUAGAAUAAUAGUGAAUACAUCAAAACUAUGAAAUAACACAUAUGGAAUAAUGUGGUAAUCAGUGUUAAACAAAUCAAAAUAUAUUUUAUAUUUGAGAUUCUUCAAAUAGCCACCCUUUGCCUUGAUGACAGCUCGAAUAUAAAAUAUAUUUAGAUUUGUUUAACACUUUUUUUGGUUACUACAUGAUUCCAUAUGUGUUAUUUCAUAGUUUUGAUGUCUUCACUAUUAUUCUACAAUGUAGAAAAUAAUAAAAAUAAAGAAAAACCCUUGAAUGAGUAGGUGUUCUAAAACCUUAUACCAGUAAUGUGUGUGUGUGUGUGUGUAUAUAUACUCUUGGCAUUCUCUCAACCAGCUUCAGGUAGUCACCUGGAAUGCAUUUCAAUUAACAGGUGUACCUUCUUAAAAGUUAAUUUGUGGAAUUUCUUUCCUUCUUAAUGUGUUUGAGCCAAUCAGUUGUGUUGUGACAAGGUGGGGGUGGGGGAGUAUACAGCAGAUAGCCCUAUUUGGUAAAAGACCAAGUCCAUAUUAUGGCAAGAACAUUUUAUUUAUAUAUAUAUAAAUAAUAAUUUUAUAUAUUACUAUUAUGUAUCCAUAACUGUUAUAGAGUUCUACCGCCCUCCUUCGGCUAACCUUUGUGCACUCGAGGAGUUAACUACUUUGUUGUCUUUUACUAAAUCAAAGUUAUUAUCCUGGGUAACCUAAAUUAUGAUUGGGAAAUGCAGGCUUCACACAAUCUAAAAGACGUGUAAUGAUCUAAACCUAACCCAGCUGGUGACUAAGUCUAAACGGCCCAACCCUAAAUAUCCUUCAAAGUCAACUCUGAUUGAUCUUAUCUUAACGAAUACACCAGAGAAAUAUGUUUCUACUGGUGUCUUCGCCAAAGACAUUAGUGACCAUUGUCCAGCUGUUUGUGUUAGAUUUUUGUGUUCUCACAUCUCUAUGCCUCGUGUCAUCACAAAGAGGGAACUUAAUUGAACAGGCUUUUUUACAUUCUCUUUAUUUUAGUGACCUUGAUUGUAUUUCAGCUAUCCCUGAACCUGAUUUAGCUUUCAACCUUUUUGCAGAUGUCUUCAAUACUAUUGUAGAUAAUUAUGCUCACUUCAAAAAAGUUAAGGGUUAACGGUAGAUCGAAUGCCUGGUACAGUCCGGAAUUAUCAGGUCAUUCAUAAAAAGAGAUGAUGCUUUGGUCAAGGCCAGGAACUCAAGCAGAACUUUUGUGAAACAUCACAGCACAGUUGAAAAAUAUAUGGCAAAUAGAAAUCAAAACUGGAUGGUGUUCAGAGAUAGAUGGGAGGUGUUGAGUGAAAUGGGAAGGAUGGGACUAAAAACCAACAAAAAAUACAUUUUACAGACACAGUAUAUUUAAAAAUAGUUAUGUAGAAACUGGAAGUAGAAGCUUAAGUGUUGUCCAUUUAGUUUACUCCAAUUAGGGGAGGGGUGGUAGGGUUAGGGGAAAAUAAUAAAGGAAAAUAUAUAUAUAUAUUUACAAAAAAUAUAUGGGGGAUUGGAAAUGAUAGACAAUUACAUUGAUGGAAGCCACAAUCUAUCUGCAAUAUUAAAGCUGAUCUACCCCCUAAAAUAAAAAUAAAAAAAGUAUAAUAAUACUAUAUUAAAAAUAGUUUACUAACAUAGUAUUUCUUAUAAUUACAUGGAUCAUUGACUGCUUGCAUCAUUUUGGUUUAAUUAACAAACUCAAAUAAUCCUUAAAAUCUGGACAACUGUAGAGAAUUAUCUGCAUUUAUCUGCUGACGAAGGCUUGACUGAAGGAGAGAAGAGUUAAUGCUAACUCGUGAGGAGAUAUUCUUCCUGAAAAAAUGCAAUGUCUGAGAAUUGUAUCUUGUUACUCAUUCUGUUCCUCACACUCCCUGGUCGGUUGGACAGACAGACUGGUUUUGACUGUCUUCACGGUACAGAGAGGGAUGUGGCCAAGUGAAAAGAACCAGAGUUUUAGAUUUUGAUGAAUGCUUCUAUAAAAUGGGACCACGUCCCCAUUUUGUAUUCAUUGUUAGUACUUGAACAUUUAAAAUUUAAAUUUAAAGAAGUAAACUCAUUGCAACAAACACUUAAACUCGCUUACUUUGGUUACGAAAUGCGGAAUGAGUAAUUGUCCCUCUGUAUCUUUUCACUUGAUAUAUCCGUAAAAUAAUGAAAUAAAAUUAAGAUGUAUCACUUCAUUUAAGAGGCAAAUGUCUGUAUUAUGCAGUGGCCUGGGUAUAAUGGCAGUCUGAAUGCCUAGCCACCCCUGACCAAUGAACCACGCUCCCCAGCUCCGGCUGAGCCAACAUAAUGCGGUCACACGUGAAAGGCUGCAUUUCUGGGAUUUCUCCCCAAAUUGAACCCACAUUUUGACUGUUUUCACAAGCAAUACCUGCACUGCUCCGGGACCUCUGGGGAGGCUGAGGGGCGGGAGGGGGGAUAUUGGAUCAGAUUGAAUCAGCCUAAUGGGCAGACUGCCAAUCGGAUAGGGUUAAGGUACUAUUCCUAAGGACUGAGGGCUGGGCUAUAGGCUAGUCUGUCUGUCUCAACGUUUAGUCUCAAAGGAAAUAUUCAUAAUUGCUGUUGCAGUUUGCACUGAAACGUGUCUGUGAGAAAGUCUUUGCUGAAAGGUCGACAUUAAGCAGCCUCCAUCUAAACCCUUGUAGUUGCUUUCCCAUAGUAUUGUAUAAACCCAAGUGAUUUGCGUCCACAUGCCGCGCUGGGGUCUAUUCAGGAGGGUGCAACAUUACAGAAUAUUCAGUUAGAAAUGUAUUGCCUAGAAAAAGAUAUGAUUGUCUGUCAUGUAGAAUAUAGGGAAUCAUGUCAGCUCUAUACAUUACAUUUCUAUCUGCAAUACUAACCGUAUCAUCUCAUUGGCUGUGUAGCCUACAGCACUGCCUCUCCGCAUGGCUUGGCCAUUGGCUCUUCUCUGUCUGUCAGGUUGUUACUCAACAUGUCUCUCUGUGAGGAUGUUACUAUGUUGUUACUCAACAUGUCUCUCUGUGAGGAUGUUAUUAUGUUGUUACUCAACAUGUCUGGUAUAUUUCUCUACAGGUGGAAGAGUAAAGACAUGGAAGAGACGGUGGUUCAUUCUGACUGACAACUGCCUGUACUACUUUGAAUACACAACGGUAAGUUAGUGUGUGGUUUUAUCAAUACUAUAGAGAAAGAAUACAAUUAAUUGUAUGUCCACAGCCAGUCUGUAGCAGAUGCAGCACGGCCCUUUGACCUAAAUGCACCCUGGUCCAGCAAUUAACACUAUGCAUGGAACCAUCUGGGAGGUCUGCUGCACAUCUGGCCUAGCCCAGAUCCCCUACACACACUGAUGAGAGCACAGCCCCAAGACACACCACAGCUUAGAGGCCACUCCCAGCACUGAGAGCCCAGUCCAGUCCCUGGGUGUCCCGUCCCUGCUGUGUUCUCUCAUUAAGAGAAAGACAGGGGGGCUGUUCUGUUCUGUUCCUCAAGGUCUCCUCAGCCCCCAGACUCCCCCAGCCUGCAGAGCCUCCCAGACACAAUAGAAACCCACUGUAGGAUUGGGUUACUUCUCCCUUAGGUACUGUACUCUGUAUGAGGAAGUUACUUAGGUUUCAUGUCCGAGUAUGGCUGAUUUAUACACCCUUAUGUGAAUAAAACACAUUAAAAAACACAUUUGUAGUUAUUGAACCAGCUGCACAAAACAAUUGGCCUGUAACUGUAUGCUGUGUGGCUGCAUAUAAAAUAAAUGAAUGUGUUCCUCAUGUGUUGUCUGCAGGACAAGGAACCUCGUGGGAUCAUUCCUCUGGAGAACCUCAGUAUAAGAGAGGUGGAUGAGCCCAGAAAACCUGUAAGUUCCUCAAAAUAUACUGAAACACUUUCUAAGAAAGGGCUAAUAAAGCACUGAACACUUCUAGUCUCUCUUCACCAUAAAUAACCUGAUUUCUUCACCGUAACAAACUCUUUCUGUACUCUCACCUCUCUCGCUGUUGGACCCUGUCGUCCAAUCAGAAUUGUUUCGAGCUCCACAACCCCAACCACAAGGGUUCGUUGAUCAAGGCGUGCAAGACUGAGGCGGACGGCCGGGUCGUCGAGGGCAACCACACAGUGUACAGGAUAUCAGCGCCCACCACAGAGGAGAAGGAGGAGUGGAUCAAAUCCAUCAAGUACGUUUUUCGCUGUAACCCACCUAAGGUUUUGGGAGUUUUGCCCCCAUGUAAACACAACAGAUAUUACUCACCAGGGUCCAAAACCCAUAAUAAUCUGCUAUGAGACGCCAUUGAAUCUCAACUAACCAUGAUUCAAUGGCAAAGCUAGGAUUAAACCAGUAUGUAUGUAUCCACUGACGCUUCUUUAAAGAUACGUUGUUCUUCACACAGCACUAUGACCAUGUGUGAGAGAGGCUCACUUUCUCAGUGUGCGGUAGAUAAGACUGGACUCAGAGUUGAUCUGAGCUCUCUGGAGGUUAAAUGGGUUUCCGGUUGAUAAAGCCCUCUAGAUUAGCCUAUAGGCAGGAGAACCAGAACACACACACUACACUCUCUUUCUAGCAUUCUGCCUCAAUUCGUUACUCUUAGUGUUUUCCCUAAAUCCACACUAUUUAUCAGAAAAAUGCUGUCCAGUUAAAGAGAAAAAGAAUUAUGAAAGUGCUCUGUUAAAUUGGACCCAGAGGGUGAUUGAUCAUAGCUCCACUCAGCUGAUCUUUCCGAUGAUCAAUAUCUGAGGGGGGAAUCAUAUUAUAUGAUACUCUCAUCAGGCAUGAAGAUAUAGAAACACCAUUUAGGAUUGAACGCUGGGUUUCUAUUAGAACCAACCGAAUGGCUUUUUCUGCUCCUGCCACAACCUGUUUGGAUGAAGUGGGUGCCGUACACAGUUAAGGAGAUUUGACAGGGGAACAUGAUGAUGAUAAUAUAUCAACUUUAGUUCUGCAAUUAUCAUAACUUUAGAUAGGGGUGUUGGAAAAGGAGUUUACAGUGGGAAAAUUGGGAAACCAGUGCCAAUCCUAGUCAAUACCAGCCCUGUAUGAAAUCACAGCCGUAGGUCAACUUUAUAGGACUCUUCAUUGUGUCGUAGCUGUGAGACUGUGUGCAGAACAGAACAGGCCAGGCCUGGGUUGCUUUAGCUCACAUACUCUCAGUACCCUGAGUCCACUUCAGUCUCCCCUUUGGUCAGCAUGACACACACAGAACGGCCAUCCCAACAUGUCCUGUGUUCCUGCCGCUGGGAAAGCAGUGAAUUACUUUUUCCUAUUACCAUCCUGUUGGAUGCAAGGCUUUCUCCAUAACUUAACUGACCUCUAUGGGGUUUCCCUCUGCAGCCUCCAAGGGAAAAUAGGGGUGUAUUAUAGUAUAGACAGUCUGCACUAAUGUACCAAAGAACACCCCUGUUGUCCUGUCAACUUUUUUCAAUCUUUACUAAAGACAUGCCACUGGCUCUGAGUAAAGCCAGUGUGUUUAUGUAUGCAGAUGACUCAACACUAUACACGUCAGCUACCACAGCGACUGAAAUGACUGCAACACUUAACAAAGAGCUGCAGUUAGUUUCAGAAUGGGUGGCAAGGAAUAAGUUAGUCCUAAAUAUUUAUAAAACUAAAAGCAUUGUAUUUGGGACAAAUCAUUCACUAAACACUAAACCUCAACUAAAUCUUGUAAUAAAUCAUGUGGAAAUUGAGCAAAUUGAGGUGACAAAACUGCUUGGAGUAACCCUGGAUUGUAAACUGUCAUGGUCAAAACAUAUUGAUACAACAGAAGCUAAGAAUGGGAGAAGUCUGUCCGUAAUAAAGCGCUGCUCUGCAUUCUUAACAGCACUCUCAACAAGGCAGGUCCUACAGGCCCUAGUUUUGUCGCACCUGGACUAUUGUCCAGUCAUGUGGUCAGGUGCCACAAAGAGGGCUCAGAACAGGGCAGUAUCGCUGGCCCUUGGAUGAACACAGAGAGCUAACAUUAACAAUAUGCAUGUCAAUCUCUCCUGGCUCAAAGUGGAGGAGAGAUUGACUUCAUCACUACUUGUAUUUGUGAGAGGUAUUGACAUGUCUGUUUGAACUACUGGCACACAGCUCGGAAACCCAUGCAUACCCCACAAGACAUGCCACCAGAGGUCUCUUCACAGUCCCCAAGUCCAGAACAGACUAUGGGAGGCGCACAGUACUACAUAGAGCCAUGACUACAUGGAACUCUAUUCCACAUCAAGUUACUCAUGCAAGCAGUAAAAUUAGAUUUUAAAAAACACCUUAUGGAACAGCGGGGACUGCGAAGCAACACAAACAUAGGCACAGACACAUGCAUACAAACAUACACAUGGAUUUUGUGUUAUAGAUAUGUGGUAGUAGAGUAGGGCCUGAGGGCACACAUUUAAUAUGUUGUGAAUGUAUUGUAAUGUUUUUAAAAAUGUAUUACUGCCUUAAUUUUGCUGGACCCCAGGAAGAGUAGCUGCUGCCUUGGCAGGAACUAAUGGGGAUCUAUAAUAAAUACAAAUGAGAAACAGCUGGAUUGUGUUGAGGUCCUCUGUCAGAGCAGGAUGUAAAAAGACGAAGACAAUAACAAAUGUUUUGCUGCAAUGUCCUUCUUGGAUGACAAUGUAGGUUAAAAUGUGAACUGUGCUGAUACCGAAUGUAGUAAAGCUGGGGCAACUAUUCCCACACCUGCUCAUGAAGACGUACAUAGGCUACUGUAAUACACAGUAACCAUUGUCUAUGUUUCUUCUAUUUUUGCAGAGCAAGCAUCAGCAGGGAUCCUUUCUACGACAUGCUGGCAACCAGGAAGCGGAGGAUAGCCAAUAAAAAAUGA
This is a messenger RNA of Coregonus sp. 'balchen', 29214 nucleotides long. Lineage: Eukaryota; Metazoa; Chordata; Actinopteri; Salmoniformes; Salmonidae. The record is from the annotation of a GenBank genome assembly.